UUAUUUCAAAUUCGUUGCCAACCCCUGGCCAAAAACCCCAGUUUUGUAACCAAGCCUCCACACACAGCUGAUUUUGCCACUUGUCAAACCAUUUAACAAAUUUCCAGUGUCUGUUUACUGAAAACCGUGUGUUCAAGGAGGUAAGCCCCCCAGAAACCGGCUGUGAUUUGGGGACAAUGUCGCACUAUAGUGAUGCCGAAGACUCCAUUGACAUAGCCGCCGAUAUGGGGGUGCGUAAGCGGAGGAUCUGGGACCCUGAGACCGAAUCGAUCACUUCGGAAAUCAAGGAACUGCUAGACGAUGAUGUUAAUUCGCUGGUUGAGGAGGAUUGUGUGGGGUGCCCCCUGCCCUCCACCCCCGAAGACGAAAAUAUGCUCGAUUCGGAGAUGAGCGAUGUCUUGAAAGCCGCCGUUUUAGGUACAGGUGACGAGCUCGACAUCACCACGUUGGCCCACAAUGCCGCCAGCCAGGCGGAGCACGUGGUGCGUAAAAUGAUACAAGCUGGUUGGUCCGUUUGUCACUUCCGUAACCUUCCCGCUUGGCUUCAAGACAACGAUUUCUUGAUUUUUGGCCAUCGUCCGCCGCUUCCUAGUUUUCGCGCUUGUUUUAAAAGCAUUUUUCGCAUCCACACCGAAACCGCUAAUAUUUGGACACAUCUUCUCGGAUGCGUUGCGUUUAUAGCUAUUGCUAUCUUUUUCCUGAUGCGUCCCUCGAUGGAAAUUGAGCUUCAGGAGAAGAUUGUUUUUGGGGCAUUUUUUGCCGGGGCUAUAAUUUGCCUGGGGAUGUCUUUCAUGUUCCAUACAGUCAACUGUCAUUCGCAAUUUAUCGGUAAACUAUUUUCGAAAUUGGAUUAUUGCGGGAUUGCCAUGUUGAUAAUGGGCUCGUUUGUGCCAUGGGUUUAUUAUGGGUUCUACUGCCAUUUCCGACCAAAGGUUGUCUACCUAUCGGUGGUGUGUGCGCUAGGGAUUACCAGCAUCAUGGUUAGUUUAUGGGACAAGUUCUCGGAGUCUGGUUGGAGGCCGUUCAGAGCUGCUGUUUUCAUGACGUUUGGACUCAGUGGGAUCGUACCAGCGAUCCAUUAUGGGAUUGUGGAAGGAUGGUUCAAUAAAGUGAGUCAGAAGUCGCUCGGAUGGCUGAUUCUGAUGGGGCUGUUGUACAUCAUGGGGGCCAUGUUGUAUGCACUGCGAGUGCCAGAGCGGUGGUUCCCCGGGAAGUUCGAUAUCUGGCUGCACUCGCACCAAAUUUUCCAUGUUUUUGUGCUAGGGGGCGCCUUCGUGCAUUACCAUGGAAUAUCAGAGAUGGCCAUGUAUCGGGUGACCAUCGGCCAGUGCGAAAUGCCCGAUAUUCCCAUCUAUUAACCAAAGAUCUUGAUUUUUUUAAAUAAAAUUUUGCAAAUCGAAUGAUUUGUGCUUUAUGUUAUGUCAUUGGUUGUUUAUUGUUACGUGUAAGAUAUAUAGCACAAGUCAAGGACGAGUGCGUUUUUAGUUCACACCUAGCGGUAACCAAGCUUUGGAUAAGGUUUAGUAUAAAAAUGAGAAAAAAAUAUAUUUUGCUAUUAUCACCGACAUUUUUGAGAAAGGUAUAUCCUCUUGUAAGUGUACUAUUAUAUAUCAAUCUUGUAUAAAAAAUGAUACGGAGUUUAGGUAUAUUUUUAGGUGUCUUAUCUGUACUUAUCUGGGUCUUGCAUUUUUUUCACAGUAAAAUUACGCUGUAGUUUAGUUACAAUUUUGUGAUAAUUUCAGUAGAACCUCUCUAUUUAUUGUUACACCUCAAUUUUGUUGUAGGUAUUGUUUUUAAAUAAAUUGUAAUGUCAGAUGGAAUAUAUCAUGUGACCAAA
Messenger RNA from Tribolium castaneum (red flour beetle), 1837 nucleotides. RefSeq names its product Adiponectin receptor (gene AdipoR). Gene Ontology annotation, cellular component: plasma membrane. Lineage: Eukaryota; Metazoa; Arthropoda; Insecta; Coleoptera; Tenebrionidae. The transcript has 4 exons. Bases 177 to 1358 code for a protein of 393 amino acids. The record is from RefSeq and is a predicted model, not a curated record. Gene Ontology annotation, molecular function: signaling receptor activity. Gene Ontology annotation, biological process: adiponectin-activated signaling pathway.